Molecule: messenger RNA, 1202 nt
Organism: Cervus elaphus (red deer)
Lineage: Eukaryota; Metazoa; Chordata; Mammalia; Artiodactyla; Cervidae
Gene: METTL5
Product: methyltransferase 5, N6-adenosine
Exons: 6
Coding region: 316-993 (225 amino acids)
Biological process (GO): rRNA methylation
Molecular function (GO): rRNA (adenine-N6-)-methyltransferase activity; nucleic acid binding
Source: RefSeq, a predicted model, not a curated record
UGACGGCCCUUCCGGCCCGGGCAGAGGCGAAGCAGCUUCUGGAUGUGCGGGAACUUGACGUGUGGAUCCCUUGGCGACUCCAGUCGUGUAACCGUGCGGGAUACCUUGUAGGCGGGUUGAAGCCUGGCCGCGGCCUCCACCCGCCGCUGGCGCUAGGAGGAGAGCGGGAACCCCCUGGGCUGGGUGUCCUCAGCUUGGCCCUCAGCCAGCGGCGCUGAAAAAGAUACGGGGGAUAGGGGUUGGUGGGGAGAUGCAGGCGAAGUAGGUUUCUCUACAGAUCCAGCGCCUUUAAACCCUGCGCACACUUUUUUAAAAAUGAAGAAAUUAAGGCUUAAGGAACUAGAGAGUCGCCUGCAACAAGUGGAUGGAUUCGAAAAGCCCAAGCUCCUUCUAGAACAGUAUCCAACCAGGCCGCACAUUGCAGCAUGUAUGCUCUAUACAAUCCAUAAUACAUAUGAUGACAUUGAAAAUAAAGUGGUUGCAGAUCUAGGAUGUGGCUGUGGAGUGCUUAGCAUUGGAACUGCAAUGCUAGGAGCAGGGUUGUGUGUUGGAUUUGACAUAGAUGAAGAUGCAUUGGAAAUAUUUAAUAGGAAUGUAGAAGAGUUUGAGUUAACAAAUGUAGAUAUGGUUCAAUGUGAUGUAUGCUCAUUAUCUAACAGAAUGCCCAAAUCAUUUGAUACAGUAAUUAUGAAUCCUCCUUUUGGGACCAAAAAUAAUAAAGGGACAGAUAUGGCAUUUCUGAAGACUGCUUUGGAAAUGGCAAGAACAGCAGUAUAUUCUCUACACAAAUCCUCAACUAGAGAACAUAUUCAAAAGAAAGCUGCAGAGUGGAAGGUCAAGAUAGAUAUUAUUGCAGGUGGCUUUUGUUUUAUAGAGCUGCGAUACGACCUGCCAGCAUCAUACAAGUUUCAUAAAAAAAAAUCAGUAAGUCUCUUGAUUCUGGUUUAUCCACAUUCAGUACUGAAAAACUUCACAAUAAGUAAUUAUUUCUAAUGCUAUCAAGUUGCUUGAGUAAAUACAGAAAGCCAGCCUAGAAGAUAAAUAUUUAACUACAGAAUGGGCCUAUGAUCACAACAGCCAAUAUGCUGGUUUAACAUGAAUUCUUUCUCCAAUACUUUGGGCACAAAAAUAAAAAAAAAAUAAACUAAGUUUAUUUUUAUGCAGUAUACAUUUUAUUACUUUGUACUAAUGCAUUCAUAUUA